Alternaria ethzedia is the source of this 1350-nucleotide messenger RNA. RefSeq lists its product as uncharacterized. The coding region runs from base 1 to 1350 and encodes 449 amino acids. NCBI's taxonomy places the organism in Eukaryota, Fungi, Ascomycota, Dothideomycetes, Pleosporales, Pleosporaceae. Gene Ontology annotation, molecular function: protein binding. The record is from RefSeq and is a predicted model, not a curated record. The transcript is spliced from 2 exons.
AUGGAAGCCGGAGCAGCCGGUGUGCUUUACGCAGCCGAGAACCUCCUGGAGGCCGGUGUAGCUCUCGUCAAGGGCAUAACUCAUCCGACAUUGCCGAUCAAGGCAAACCUCACGCGCAUAUCCUCCGUCCCACUCCCUCGCUCGCAUCACACCGUUUCGGUAGUCAAAGGCCGCGCAUACAUCUUUGGUGGAGAGACGGAAGCUGGCAAACUCGCAGACAAUGACAUGCACGUUGUCAUCCUGCCAUCGAGCGGUGUUCUCGACGCCGACUACACCAAAUACUCAGCCCGCGCGGCCAAUGGCCUGGACGAUGUACCGAACUCGAGAAGGGGACACACGGCUGCGGUCAUUGGGGAUAGCAUCUACAUGUUUGGUGGCGAAGGAGACGGUGUAACAGAUGAGAAGGGGCGGAUCUGGGUUUACGAUACGAUAUCAAACACCUGGACCUAUCUCGAUCCAGCCGAGGGCACGCUGUUCCCCAGCCAGCGAAUUGGCCACGCUUCGGCGAGCUCAGACCUCCCAGGCCCCAAGACGACGACGUACGUUGAGAAGGCACCGCAAGCCCCCGCCGAUCCUGCGAAACACGUUCCCGAGCCGCCAGAAGCAAACUCAUACGGAACCAUCUUCGUGGUUGGAGGGCGCGAAUGUUCGAGCAGCAAUCUUGCCAACGAUGCACUUGCGUUCGACGUCAAGACACGAACGUGGACGAACAUACCUUCCCCAUCAGGUCAGCCACGGGAAGGUGCAAGCCUCGCGCUCGUUGGCAGUCGCCUCUAUCGGUUUGGUGGAAAGGGAAUCGAGACAUUUGCGUCAGGUGCGACCGAGUACGUGGAUGCAUCACAUGUGUGGACACAUGCAGAGCGCGGGACUACACCUGUCACUAGUGGGUGGGGCUGGGAAGAAGUGAAGCACACCGAAAGUAGCACCGUUACAGCACCGCAGGCGCGCGCAAAUGCAGGACUCGUGGGCGUCACCACAGGUCAAGGGCGACACUACUUGCUAGCUGUCGGCGGAGAGACUGAGAACGGAGAUUACCUCGACGACAUAUGGGCACUGCAGCUCGCACCAGAGCGCUCCACGGCCGCAGCGACUAAGGAUAACAUACGCGCGGGUUUGAAGAGAGAUACGCAUGAGUCGCAAUGGGCUGAGGCGAUAUAUCGAUACGUAGACACAAAAGGCGAAGAGGAGAAGGAGAUUCCAGGAAAGCCAAAGCGAGGCCUCGGAGCGAGGGGGCACUUCGGAAUCGCCAAGGGUACCGAAGUCGACGGCGCGACGUGUGUAGUCUGGGGUGGAGUCGAUGCGAACGGCAGUGUACUGAACGACGGUUGGAUGAUUACUGUUGACAGGUAG